GUGUGUUGUGUGUGUUUUUGGAGCAGCAGACUGAUAUCUCGGUGGUGUACGCCACUCUCCACAUGGGCCCGGAUGGGCUGCUCUCCUCCUCAGCGUGGUCGGAGGCUGCCUCCGUGUCUACGCCCACCAAUCAGCAGUUCACUGAGCCAGAGCCUGAGGGCCACAACUGCUAUGAGGGCUGGGAGGAGGACCUGCUGCCUGAGGAGAGGGAGGUUCCUCUGCUAAACCUCUACCUUACCACCAAGAGAGUGGAGGACAUCGCCCUGAGGCUCGUCUCCCUGCGCCAGGCCUUCACUACCCUGCUUGGUUCCACCCCGAGCAGGAACCAUCUGUUUGUGGCAGGAAAGGUCCUAAUGGGCGCACUGGUUCAAGCCCACCACAUGGACGAGGCCGAAUUCAUCCGUGCCUAUAACGACUUUGUGGACUACCUGAGUGACCCCUCCAAGCAGAUUGACAUUGAGAGGGAGCUGGCUGAGGCAAAGAUCCAUCAUGUUAACCUGAUAGAUGUCCUUUUUGAACUGGUGCUAUUUGGGAUGAUGACAGCUCAGAAGUCCCUGAUGGUGCACCCUGGUGGGUUCAUGGAGCGUCUGUACGCUCUCCUGCACUCCUUCCUGCCCGUAGCUGCCAGCAUUGAGCCAAAGGCCGAGAGAUACCUGCUGCUGCUCAAUGUAAGAUUCAAGAGUUUACUUCCCUAUUCCUAGUUUACUUCCUCUUUACUUUUUCAUGAAUAACAGGGUUUCAAUGCCAUUUUACGAGGAGUAACUCUCAUUGUCUCUCUGCUCUUGAUAAGCUAGUAACUUAGAGCCAUUAUCUAUGUGUUGUGUGGUGUUCUCUUCAGGGCGGGCUGAUGGCUCUGCUCGAUGACAUGUUUGGGCAGCAGCUGGCCUGGUACUUUAACCCAGUGUCUCUGGUCACUGAGCUCUCCAGCCUCCUGGAGUACCACCUGGAGAACCUCAUGGCCAGCAUGUAGUCCUACUGCAGAGAUCUGAAAGGCCACAUUUCUCUCUCUCUCUCUCUCUCUCUCUCUCAGGAAUUGAGGACUUGAAGUGCUUCGCUGAAGCCUGAUUAGUUAACACCCAUUGAAUUAAUGUAUUCUCUUGUUUUCUCUCCCCACAGGAUUCUUGCGACACUUUGCCACCACACAGGGGUCUAGACACAAAUGCACUACAUUACUUUGCACUGAAUUUUACAUUUUUAAAUAAAAUAACUAGUAGUUCAAAAGCA
This is a messenger RNA of Oncorhynchus masou masou (cherry salmon), 1224 nucleotides long. RefSeq lists its product as uncharacterized. The annotation marks the transcript as partial. The transcript has 7 exons. Lineage: Eukaryota; Metazoa; Chordata; Actinopteri; Salmoniformes; Salmonidae. Gene Ontology annotation, biological process: mitochondrial fusion. The record is from RefSeq and is a predicted model, not a curated record.